This is a messenger RNA of Manihot esculenta (cassava), 3161 nucleotides long. Its product is annotated as protein SMAX1-LIKE 3. Lineage: Eukaryota; Viridiplantae; Streptophyta; Magnoliopsida; Malpighiales; Euphorbiaceae. The transcript is spliced from 3 exons. The coding region runs from base 332 to 2881 and encodes 849 amino acids. The record is from RefSeq and is a predicted model, not a curated record.
GACCCCAAAAUUUUACCUCACUUACAAGAAAGGCAUUAGCUCACCUUCCAUAUAUUUCACAUCUCUCUCUCUAAGCUUCCAACAUCACAAUCCAAAAUCCCACUUCAAUAUACUUGCCUAGCUAUCUACACACAUGCAGAUCACUUUGUCUGAAAACCCUAAAAUUAGGACCAUCUCAAAUCCUUCAUAGAUACUUGGACAGGUCUAUCUUCAAUUCAGUACAGUAGCCAUGAAGCUAAAAUCUCUAGAAAACCUUCCUUGAGCUCAAACCCUUUUCUUUUUUCGGCGUUUUCUUUCCUUAUAUACCAUUUUUGCGUGAAAUAAAAAGAAAAUGAGAGCAGGAGGUUGCACGGUGCAGCAAGCUCUAACUGCGGAGGCAGCAACCGUGGUAAAACAAGCGGUGACUUUGGCUAGACGGCGAGGCCAUGCCCAAGUGACCCCUCUCCAUGUAGCCAACACCAUGCUUUCUUCUUCAACUGGCCUAUUGAGAACAGCUUGUCUUCAAUCCCACUCUCAUCCUCUCCAGUGCAAAGCCUUGGAGCUUUGCUUCAACGUAGCCCUUAAUCGUCUCCCUGCUUCUACAUCAAGUCCCAUGUUCGGUUCUCACUCCCAACAGCACCCUUCAAUCUCCAAUGCUUUGGUUGCGGCCUUUAAGCGAGCUCAGGCUCACCAACGGCGUGGCUCUAUUGAGAACCAGCAGCAACCUCUCCUAGCUGUGAAGAUAGAGUUAGAGCAGCUUAUAAUUUCCAUUUUAGAUGAUCCAAGUGUUAGCAGAGUGAUGAGAGAAGCUGGUUUCUCUAGUACCCAAGUGAAAAGCAACGUUGAGCAAGCUGUUUCUCUAGAAAUAUAUGCACAAAGUGCUCCUUCUGUAAGUAGCAAGUCCAAGGAAAGCCCCUUCAAAUCAAGCAAACCAAUAACAUCUUUAGAUACAGUUAGUAAUGAAGAUGUGAAGAGUGUUAUAGAAAAUUUAAUGAAUGAAAGAAAGAGAAGUAUUGUGAUUGUAGGAGAGAGUCUUGGUAGUAUAGAGGAUGUUGUUAAGGGAGUGAUGAACAAAGUUAUUAAAGGAGAUGUUCCUGAGGCUUUGAGAGAAGUGAAAUUUAUACCAUUUCCAAUAUCUUCAUUAGCUAAUCUCGCCAUGGUAGAGGUAGCACAGAAGCUUGAAGAUCUUAAAAGCCUGGUGAGAAGCUAUAUGAGCAAAGGAGUUGUUUUGAAUUUGGGAGAUCUCAAGUGGAUUAGCGAGUAUAUGAGUAGUAGCUCAAGCAGUGAACAAGGGAGAAGUAGCUAUUUGUGUCCAAUGGAGCACAUGAUCAUGGAGCUUGGGAAACUGGUCAAUUGUGGGAAAUUUUGGCUCAUGGGGAUUGCCAAUUUUCAAACAUACAUGAAGUGCAAAUCAGGCCAUCCAUCACUUGAGACUGUUUGGGGCCUUCAUCCUCUUACAAUUCCUGCAGGCAGCUUACGCUUAAGUCUCAUCACCGACAGUGAUGUAGAAAGUCGAUCCACUGGCUACAAAGCAGAUCAGAAUGGAAAUGGGUCUAGCUGCUUGAUUAUACUUGAAGGUGAUGAAGAGAAGCAACUCAAUUGCUGUGCUGAUUGUACAUCCAGGUUUGAGACCGAGGCUCGAAGCUUCCAGACUAGUACUUGUAAAAGUGACUCCACAACUUCUAGCCUUCCUCCAUGGCUUCAACAAUACAAGAAUAAUCAGACCAAAGCAGUUAGCAAUACUGAUGAUCAGGAUUCUGUCUCAAUCAUAGAUCUUCGCAGAAAAUGGAACUCAAUAUGCAGUUCAAUCCACCACCAACCUUAUUCUUCUAGAAAAACCAUAACAUUUUCUUCCGCUUCUGGUUUCUCAUAUGAUCAGCGGUACCCUAAUUUGCACCAAACGCAUCACAACGGGCCAACGAUUGAACCCAAGCAAUCAUGGAGGGACUGCAAUUUCUGGGUUUGUUCAGAAACUGUCAACAAUAGUAGCAGCACGAUUGAACCCAGCUUGAGAAUUUACAUUCCAGAGCAUAGAGAUCAUCCCAAAACUCCAUUUUCAUCUAAUCCAAAUUCUACUCCUAACUCCACUUCUUCCAGUGAUGUAAUGGAAAUGGAGUAUCUGCACAAGUUCACUGAGCUUAAUGCUGAGAACUUGAAAACCUUAUGCAAUGCAUUGGAGAAAAAGGUGCCAUGGCAGAAAGAUAUAGUCCCUGAAAUCGCGAGCACGAUCUUGCAAUGCAGGUCAGGCAUGGUGAGAAGAAAAGGGAACGUGAGAUACUGUGAGGCCAAAGAAGAAACUUGGUUGUUUUUUCAAGGAGUUGAUAUUGAAGCUAAAGAGAAAAUAGCCAAAGAACUGGCUAGACUCGUUUUUGGUUCGCAGAAUAACUUCAUUUCCAUUGCAUUAAGUAGCUUUUCAUCCACAAGAGCAGACUCAACGGAAGACUUCCGAAACAAGAGAUCAAGAGAAGAACAAAGUUGCAGCUAUAUCGAAAGAUUUGCUGAGGCUUUGUCAAGCAACCCACAUCGAGUUUUCUUAGUUGAAGAUGUUGAGCAAGCAGAUUAUUGCUCGCAAAUGGGUUUCAAAAGAGCAAUUGAAAGAGGAAGAAUAACAAAUUCCUGUGGUGAAGAAGUUGGUCUUAGUGAUGCCAUUAUCAUUUUGAGCUGUGAAAGCUUUAGCUCAGGAUCAAGAGCCUGCUCUCCUUCUAGCAAGCAAAAAACAGAUAAUUCCCAAGAGGAAGAAAAAGGUUCAAGCAGUGCUACAGUGGAGGAGACAAGCCCUUGUGUUUCACUGGAUUUGAAUAUCUGCAUUGAUGAUGAUGGUGCAGAGGACCAAUCAAUCCAUAACAUUGGCCUGCUUGAAUCUGUCGACAGGCGGAUUAUUUUCAAAAUCCACGAGUUAUAAUAUUACCAGCUACCUAGGAGUAAAUUUUCAGUGAAUAUUCAUGUCAUUUCUCAGGUGGUUUUGAUCUUCUUCUUCCUCUCUCUUUUUUUUUUUUCUUUUUCCCUUUUUCUGUUAACUGUUUUUUAACUGGUCUUUAGAUUCUGAUGAUAUAUAGGAUUCCUAGGCUAGAAAUGAAGAAAGAAGAUGCUUCUUUAUGUAAAAUCACAUUGUACAUCAUCGUCUGCUCUCUUCAUUUUUCUUAAUACUUUAUAAACCUUAAAAUCAAUUUCUUUUUUUUUUU